Molecule: messenger RNA, 2236 nt
Organism: Lingula anatina
Lineage: Eukaryota; Metazoa; Brachiopoda; Lingulata; Lingulida; Lingulidae
Product: E3 ubiquitin-protein ligase TRIM56-like
Molecular function (GO): zinc ion binding; protein binding
Source: RefSeq, a predicted model, not a curated record
GGUGUAUCAGUGAAAACAUUUGAAUUCAGUCAGAUAACAGCAAUAAAAUAUGUCACAAUGUCUGUUGUGUACAUAGAGAUAGCGCCAUGUUGCUGAUAAAGCUGACUUGAACACUGAACGUCUCGCCUGACCAGGUGUACAUGUCAAGAGAGACAGCACAUCUAAAUUGCGACUGGGAGCGUGUACCUGCCACGAAAAGAAAUAUAACUGGAGAAAAGAGAGAUAUUGAUCCCAGGAGCCAUGUCUCUGUCCAAAAUCCUGACGGAAGAUUUCCUAACGUGCAGCAUAUGUCUCGAAAAGUUCAAAGAACCCAAGGUCCUCGGCUGUACUCAUACGUUUUGCCAGCAUUGCCUCCAAGACCAUUUGGACAAAAAUUUCAAAGGUCAGCCUCGCUUCCCUUGUCCUAUCUGUAGACGUCAGUGUGACCUCCCUAGGGGCGGUGUAAGUUGUUUACAAAAAAACCAUCUUCUAGUAAGCAUAUCAUACACACUUGGUCAAGUAGAACAAGCGAAAGAUGCCAAGAAGUGCGAAGUAUGUUGUCUGAAAAAUGUCCGCAAUCCACCAACGGCAACGAAACGUUGUUUGAACUGCGAGGAAAGUAUAUGUGGAAAUUGCUCUGAGGACCAUGUACUUCAUAAGUUAAAUCGUGAACACAAAUUGUUUCCAGUCGACCAGAUUGACAGCGACGAAUACGUGGCAGAGCUGCGUGCCCGACAAAACGCACUUUGUGACCACAACAACAAGGAGCCCGUAGAAAUCUUCUGUCCAGUGUGUAAAAAGUACAUCUGCGCCACUUGUAUGUUUUUAGAACACCAAGGUCAUGAUUGCCUUAGGAUCGAAACUGCUGCCGACAAACGCAAGAAAGAACUACAGCUCCGCGUGAGACCCAUCGAGAAGAAAAGUCGACUCUUUGAUCAGUUCAAAAGUGCUGUUGAAUUCCAAAAAGCGUCAGUAAAAUAUGGAAGAGCGAAAGCAAAGGAUGAAGUAAACAAACAGUUGGAGCUUAUUAUUAAGAUGAGCCGUCAAUGUGCCAAGGAUCUUUUGGAAGAAAUAGAUGCCAAGUCGAACGCCAAAUUAGACAUUUUAAACGGUUUAAUCGAAACUGCUGCCGCCAACCAAAACCAACUGGACAACGUUAUAGAGUUCUCCAGAAAGCUUAUUAACCAUGGGAACGAUAUGGAUGUCUUGCAAAUGGCCUCCGCCUGUGAGCAAAGCAGUGAGAGCGUUCAGACUAUCGACAUCCCGACCCUACCAGCAGCUAUGACCCAGCUACAGCUUAUCACCAACGACAUGGAGCUGUGCGUUUCCAAUAUCAACAGUUGCCUUGGAGACGUGGUUCCCGCUGUGAGUGGAAGACUGGUGGCACCAUUCAAAGUAGAACUGAGCCUGUCUCCUGACGAGGCUAUCAGUCACGUGACCACUGAUGCAAAUGGUGACAUCAUUGUUGGUAUUUGGUGUAAUGGUGACAAGUCACGGAAUAUAAUCCACAUCUACGAUAGUACCUUUAUCCUACAGGGCAAAAUUUCAAACCCAAGACUAGGAAAAGAGGAUGGAUUUGGUGGGACUGCCAUUGAUCAUGACGGUAAUAUCGUCACUAGAUGCCGAGAGUCAAAUGAAAUCAUCGUCUUCACCAAGACAGGAAACCAAGUAAGAACAUUCCACAGUGAGUUACCAGAAGCAGUAGCGGUCAACAGUAAGGGUCACUAUGUAGUGGCUGGUUACAGUACUCUGACCGUGUACCACAAGAAUGGAAAGGUCCUGCAGGCAAUACCAGACCGACAGGGAGAUUAUCACAAAUACAUCCACUGUGGCGCGAAUGAUGACGUCAUCGUCACAGAUCAAGAAGAUCACAUCCGUGUGUACGAUUCCACUCUCCAGCUUAAAUACAGAUACGGUACCCUGGGUGAUGGGGAAGGACAGGUGGACAGUCCAUGCGGUAUGUGCUGUUUGGAUAAUGGAGACAUCAUUCUAGCAGACAUGAAAAACCAUCGUCUACACUUGGUGUCACCAGAUGGUGAAUUCAAGCAGUUUCUCUUGAACAAAGAAAAUGGACUUUGCAAGCCGAAAGAUGUUACUAUAAAUCGUCUCGGACAACUGGUCGUUGUGGAAAGAUGGGGCGACAUUAAAUUUUUUGAAUUAUGAGUGAUUACUAUGCUUACAAUUGACUCUAAAUCAAUAUUUUAGAUAUAGACAAUAUACGGAAUAUACAACAUUGGUCAAAAAGGUUGUCCCACCC